This is a messenger RNA of Chondrus crispus (carragheen), 1661 nucleotides long. RefSeq lists its product as hypothetical. Gene Ontology annotation, biological process: ubiquitin-dependent protein catabolic process. NCBI's taxonomy places the organism in Eukaryota, Rhodophyta, Florideophyceae, Gigartinales, Gigartinaceae. The record is from RefSeq and is a predicted model, not a curated record. Gene Ontology annotation, molecular function: ubiquitin protein ligase activity. Bases 209 to 1231 code for a protein of 340 amino acids. The transcript has 5 exons.
CUUAUUGCAUGUGUCAAUAACAACAAAACAAAACACAUACGCCCUAUCCUUCAUUUCGGAUGUCUUCAACUCUUACUGCGUAUCACUUUUUUCUCCCCCUCCCCUCCCACACUUGAACACUCCACACGUUCCCGCCGUCGUCCGUACCAGUUUCUCCGUUCCCCUCGUCCCUUCUCCCUUCUUGCACAUUUUCUAUGGCAUUCCCUUCAUGACUUCUUUGAACCCUCCCACGCAUCACGUCGUUGACCUUGCCGUCGCUUCCAGCGAAACCCCUCAGCCUGCUCCGAACAACGACGUCGUCUCAGAGUCUGACACAGACUCGGAAACGCUAGCUACGGAACCCUCGGCGCGUCUAUCUACUCGCGUCAAAUUUGUUUUAUCUAUCCUAUUACUUCUCAUUUCUUUCGCCUGUAUUUCAUUCACCAUUGUCAACUGGAGCCGCUACGAGGCUCGGCGUCGAGAUUACGAAUGGAAUGAACAUACAUGCACCCGCCUUGCAAAGCGCGCUACCAAGGACCCGACUCGCAACGCACACCGCAUUGAAGUAACCGUGACAGGCCUCCCAUCCCGAGAAAGCAAAGAAGUAGUCGCGUUUGACGGACCCACCUCUGACUAUACACUAACAGGCUCACAGGCCGAAGAGAAACUCGGGCAUAUCAAGGAGGGCAGGGGGCCCUGUUGGGUGAAGCGCAGCGACGAAUCGCGUGUCUCCAUAAGCGAAGUCGACGACGACCCGGAGGCGGUGUCUAGAGGACGGAGGGCGCUCUACAUCGCAUGGACAACAACCUUUUUGGCGGCUGUGUUCGGCAUGAUGACGCUAAUUCUCGGAUCACAUUGGAUCGGGGAUUUAGGCCAUCAGGGAGACACACAAGAGGAGGAGGAGAAAGCAAAGGGUAUGCUGAAUCGCGAACAGGCUAAGUUUGUAUGCGAGAGGUUUUCGAGCGACUCAAAGGCCGAGGAAGGCGGUUGGACAUGCUCAGUUUGUCUGGAUGGGAGUGCGGAGGAGGGCAGAACGGCGUUAGUCAACCUUCCGUGCGAACACCGGUUUCAUAUGCAAUGUAUUAAGAAGUGGCUGCGGAGAGGUAAGAGCGCGUGUCCGCUCUGCAAGUGGGAUGCUCGAACGCUGUUUGACGUGGACGGGCAGCCGCAGGCAGAGGGAGUGGGGGCGGACACAGAACGGGAAACGGCGGUCGAUAUCGAAAGCGGGGAAACUUCGGCAGACGCCAGGUGAGGCCAAGGUGUUUCGACUUUGUCUGUUGGUGGCUGUUUGUUGGGGAAUAGUCGGCCCUAAGCGACAUGGUGUAAAAAAACAGUAGGGUUUGGGGGAGAUUGUGAGGUGAGUGGAAGGAGCGUUGAGAAGAUGCGUAAACCUGUACAUGUAUGGAAACAUGAGAUGUGUACAGUACGAUAUCUGCUCCAAAAUGGUGACAAGAAGACUAUUCUGGUGCCAGGGGCUGGUUUUGCCAGCGGCAGAUGCCUCCACCUGCCUCCAUCUGUCUCCAUCCUGCUGACGCGGUGUGACAGUGAGGCUGGGGAGGGUGCCUGGCCUGGCGGGGCGUCUUGCAGGGUGCGUUCUUGGUGGAUGCCCAUAGAUCUGACGAGUAAGCAGACGGUGCCACUUUUGCCAGAGAGGACUAAAAAUAAAACCAAUUUUUCGGAAA